AUGAGACCUACUCCAGACCUCCCAUUCUCUCGCAAACCCUCCGACCAUCCCCCAUCCCCAUCCCUCGAUCCCCGCACUGCAACCCCUGCGACCUUCUUCUUAUCGCGCAAUCCGCAUGUCGCGGAUUGGGAUUCCAGUAUAUCGAUAGAUAGCCCCGAGGAUGUCAAAGAGAAUAUGUAUGGAGUACAAAGCCUAGAUACCUCUCUGUCCCAAUCAGAAUUCCCAUCCUGGCCCCGCAAUCACUCCGCAGAGGACAGCCUGAAGCAGGCAACCGACGAUUUAGAAUCGCACCUCGCACAAUGCCGGUCAACGUUAAAGCCGUUAAACUCAGACACCGGGGAAUCAUCUGAACAUGCAUCACCCGUUCAUACAGUGUCUCGGCCCGUGACCCCACUUACGUUGGGCAUCCCCGAUGACCCAUCGUCGCUGCCCAGCAGCCCUAAAUCAAUAUCCAACCAGUCUUUGCGGCCACUCGACGAUAUCUCUAUCACAGAUGAAAUCAAUAGUCAGGCUAUGGGAUCUGGAGAUGAAGACGAAAUGCCCCAUGAGUCUCCUUUUUUGGGCCCAGGUGGGGCGGCCUCCCAGCUUAUCAUGCCAAGCAUCAAAAUGCCUAGUCGGCGACCGUUCACUGAGCGAGGGAAAGCUAUGGGACGAUUCAAGGUCCUUUUAGCUGGUGCUCCUGGCUCUGGUAAGACUUCAUUGAUUAAGUCUAUCGUUCAGACAUGCGACGAUAUCGUUCAUGUCGACGCCAUCCCACAGAUGACCUCUUCGGGACGCCGUAGAUCUUCCCGGCCUCGAUCUCGGGGGAGAUCGACUGCUACUACGGAAAUUUAUGCUAGCACCAAACCUUAUCCUUCAUGGUGGUCGGAUCUGGAAGAUUCGCGCGUCCUUCAGCGGCGGAAAAGCAUGGGGGAAAUUGUGCUAGAGAGGAAUCUCUGUUUCGUGGACACGCCUGCGACAAAUCUAAGCCGAGCAGGUCAAAGCGACGCUAUCGGGGAGUAUAUGAGACAACAAUUCUUCCGUGCCACCACUGCGCUCAGUGGGUCUAGUGUUGAUUUCCAAAAUCUCCUAGCCGGGAAUGGUGGAUCCCAGGUGGAUGCCAUCUUAUAUUUAAUUUCUACUGAUACCCUCUCAACAGACGUGGAAUGCAUCCGCAAGCUCUGCGAGCUAAGCAAUGUAAUCCCAAUAGUAUCCAAAGCAGACACCCUCACCCCGACUCAAGUCACUCACUUGAAAGUCCGCUUCCACGAACAAGCUCGCGAGGCCGGAAUCAAACCAUUCCUAUUCGGUGAUCUGCCAAACGGUCAAGACGGGCUCGAAUCCCAACCCCCUUAUGCCGUCUCUUCCGAGAAAACAGUCGAUGCCGAAACAAUGGAUGCAAGCACUCUAAUGAGUCCAGACUACGUUCAACCACUCAUACCCUCCGAACUAGACGCCCUAGUCACAAAAAUGUUUGAUCGCGACAAUCUAGCCUGGAUGCGCCAUUCUGCCGCAAAGAAACUUCUCCAGCAACGCACGGACUCGUAUUCGCUCCCUCCCUUAAUGCCGUUACCUAGUGCGCAGCUGGGUCCUACCGCAAAUGGGUCCGAAUAUGCAUAUAGCAGCUGGCGUUCCGUCACGGGAACCUCUAUGUCGCCCGGCUCUCCCCCCGGCUAUGCCAUGGCCCGCAUCGCAGACUACACCCGACAUGAGGAGCGUAUGGCGCAGGUCCGCCUCGCACAAUGGGCGACAGACCUGCAGCGCAGCCUGCAGAACGAGCGCAAUCGAUACACCUCGAUAGCCCGCGGCGAGCGCGCUAUAUGGCUCACCGAGCGGCUAGGCGAGUGUGUUAUCGACGGCUCGUUGGUGCCUCUUUCACAGACGCCUGGCUUCUGUGGCUUGCAUGGCCCCAUCGACGAGAAAAGCCCUGGUGGGUUCCAGGUCAUGCGCUCACAUGCCGGUUCCGGGGCGGCGUAUCGCUUCGCGAAGUACAGUCCGCAUGACCCGCUCGGCGUGGUUGGCUGGAUUGACGAACUCGGACAUCGGAGCUGGAUGCUUGUUCAGAUUGUCGGGAGUGUAGGGGUUGUUGGUGGUCUGGCGCUCUGGCUUGCGCGCACUUGGGGAUUUCCAACGCGCAGUCUUUCGGAUUUCCGGGUCGAUUAUUGGUGUGGUACUAUGGAACGGUAG
Penicillium psychrosexuale is the source of this 2166-nucleotide messenger RNA. RefSeq lists its product as uncharacterized. The transcript is spliced from 3 exons. NCBI's taxonomy places the organism in Eukaryota, Fungi, Ascomycota, Eurotiomycetes, Eurotiales, Aspergillaceae. The record is from RefSeq and is a predicted model, not a curated record. The coding region runs from base 1 to 2166 and encodes 721 amino acids. Gene Ontology annotation, cellular component: microtubule cytoskeleton; septin complex; cell division site. Gene Ontology annotation, biological process: cytoskeleton-dependent cytokinesis. Gene Ontology annotation, molecular function: molecular adaptor activity; GTP binding; GTPase activity.